UAUGAGCUUUCUAGAAUGACCACAUCACUGAAAAUGUUGUGUUCACUUUGAAACAAGAACAAUUUACCAUCAUUAGAGGUUAGAACUUUCCCAGUCUUGUAGAAUCAAUAGUCUGGUAUGUGACAUGUCCCUUGGUAUGAUUCUAGUGUGCUGGACACGUGGUCGUGGAUGAAAGAGGUGGAGGACGAGCAGUACGACGUAGUGACGUGCCUCAACCUACUGGACCGCUGCGACACACCCAGGACCCUCAUCGAGGAUAUCCGCACCAAGCUGUCGACGCACGGGGCCCUUGUUGUGGCUCUCGUCCUCCCCUUCAGCCCCUAUGUUGAGAUUGGUACCAUAGACAACAUGCCGUCUGAGGAGCUGGGCGUUACGGGCACUGCCAUAGAGGAGCAGGUUAACAGUUUAGCCACAGACGUCUUCCCCAGCCUGGGAUACAAGCUGGAGCGGUGGUCGCGUCUUCCAUACUUGUGUGAAGGUGACCUCGACCAGGCCUUCUAUUGGCUGUCCGAUGUUGUUAUGGUGUUUAGCAAGGUCAAUGACUGGUCAGAGGUCAACGAGAAGACAAUAUCUGCCAAACAGACAACGGAAGAGAGUGAAGAUCAUUACGAUGACGCCCUUGACCAUGUCGUAUAGAGGAUCAGAUCAUAUCAAGAGAAGUGUUGAAAGACCAUAGUAUCUUAUAAAGAGAUGUCUUACUGAAUAUUUCACACUUCAAAUAAUGUAAUUUUAUAAAUAUAUUUUAUUAAGAUUUGUUCAUUUAUUCCUCUGUUGAAAGAUUGUUACUGUACUGGGAAAUAAAACUUACUUUUGGAUAUAUAAA
This is a messenger RNA of Homarus americanus (American lobster), 823 nucleotides long. RefSeq names its product protein-L-histidine N-pros-methyltransferase-like. Gene Ontology annotation, molecular function: protein-L-histidine N-pros-methyltransferase activity. Lineage: Eukaryota; Metazoa; Arthropoda; Malacostraca; Decapoda; Nephropidae. The coding region runs from base 169 to 636 and encodes 155 amino acids. The record is from RefSeq and is a predicted model, not a curated record. The transcript has 2 exons.